Messenger RNA from Mya arenaria, 5487 nucleotides. Its product is annotated as mucin-5AC-like. The record is from RefSeq and is a predicted model, not a curated record. Lineage: Eukaryota; Metazoa; Mollusca; Bivalvia; Myida; Myidae. The coding region runs from base 334 to 5349 and encodes 1671 amino acids. Gene Ontology annotation, molecular function: chitin binding. Gene Ontology annotation, cellular component: extracellular region. The transcript has 11 exons.
CCAUACGGCGUAUGAAAAUCGUGUCUUGAGAGCCAGAACUGCCAUUACGGCAGUCAAAUCUGACGUUGCAUGACCAAGUGUUUCAUUAGCAAUUCGGGCGAGGGCUAACUAAUGUGACAAAUUUAAAAUAGCCGCGAUCAGGCAGUGUAGGUUAACAUCUUGGGCAUCACAAAUAAAACAUAUUGGAAUUGGAAAAGAAAUGAAGACAUGGUAUAAUGAGUAUAUAUUUUGAUUUUGAUAAGAACGGAUAGCAGCUUUGACAGAGAGCUUGAAAUGACCAGUUAAGGUUUUGCAGGCCUAAACUUGUUAAAAGCGUGAUAUCCCAUUACAACCAUGAGACUCGUGUAUCCAGUGACCGCCUUCAUCUGUCUGCUGCUGUCUUGCUGCUAUUGUCAAGAUCUUCCACCAAUAUUCGAACUACCACCUCCUCCUCCAUUUCCAGUAGAGCCACCGCCCUUGGGCCAAACGGAGAUCACUACGCCUACCAUUGAAUCUGUUGGCGGUAAUCCGGCCGACGUACACAUAGAGUCAAAUAAAACUCACAUAGAACAAAAUGACACAUCGUUGAUUAACGAUAGCGCUUUAAUUGAAAGCGACACAUACAAUACCUCAUCCAAUGCCAGCAUUGGACACAUUGUGACUGUAAGCAGUGUUACAGAUAAUCCGGGGAAUGACAGUAUUUACGUGGAUGUAAAUGUGACGUUUGAUGUUUUAUCAAGUAAUGGUACGACAAAUGAAACCGUAUCAGACAAUUUAGUAAUUUUUGAUACCUCAGGGAAUAUAUCUGACAUAUCUUUUGACAAAAACUUGACAGAAAAUAUAAACAGCAGUGGAAUUUUAACAGUAAAAAAUGAAUCAAUGCUCAGUAAUGAAUCGCAAUCGCUUGCACUACCUGAAAUUAUUGUUCCACGUGCACAGCAGUUAACUCCAGAAAUCCAUCAAGACAACAGUAACAUGACAGCCGACACUGCUGCAUCGACAUAUAAUGAAACAUUUUCUCAGAACGAAACACUUAUAUAUGAUUCAGCUAAUUCACAAAAUGAAACAGAAAACGUGUCAAUAGAAGUAACAACUACAGAUUCUGGCGUCAUUGAACAACCGUUACAGCUGUCGAUUGACCUUCCUCCUCCGCCCAUACCUGACAGUUCUUUACUUUCAUUCGAAGAUAAGCCUGGCGAAACAACUAUAGAAAUAAGUGACCAAAUGAUGCAGGAAAUGGUAAAUAUAACAGACUUUAAGACAAUCAAUGAAAUAAUACCAACAACAACACCAUUUUCCAUUACUAAGGCAGACUUCUCACAAAUCCAUAUGAAUUCAAGCGGUACAAAUGUAACAACUUACGAUAUAACGACUAGAGUUUACAAUAUUUCCGAAACACAACCGCGGGACCCUGAAAAACCAUCCGUCGACUUAGUGGGGGAAGAGGUAAAUAUUCAAAAGGAAGGCAAACACCAAAGCAAACCAGAGCUAGACACUUCAACGAAAUUAACUAAACAACCAGCUACAAGUGGUGCCGCAUUCGCGCCUGACCAUCCACCUCCAAUUAUAUUUGGUAGCCCUGAGUCUUUUAUUCCUGACCCCAUUGACCAAGGCCCAGUCUACGCUCAAGCAACUGUAGCUCAACGUAUUCAAGGACCAACUACUGAGGCUCCACCUCCUCCUAUAUUUCUUCCAUCAACAAAACAAGAUAAAGUGAUCGAAAUAAAUAUGCCAAAAGAAGAAGUACUUUCACAUCUUGAUAUCAACUAUGAAGAUCCGCGAUUUAUGAAUACGCUAGAACUGGCAGCAUUUGCUCUACAAAUGUCAAAAGAGCGUGGUGAUAAACGGAAACCGGGUCUUCAGACCUUUAUGAGAGGCAUUCCAGAAGAGACGAAGCAACGGCAAACAACAACAUCGACCUCAACAACAAUUCCCACAACAACAAAAACAACAACAAUUGCAACGUCUUCUACUACGACUUCACCGACCACCACUACUUCUUCAGCUCAACAACCGACGAAACAAGAUAAACGUUUUCUGCAACAACCAAUUCAGAACAGAAUUAUGCCCAAUUUUUUAAGAAAACUGUAUGAAAGUCAAUUAUCUCAGAUUUCAACCACACCGAUUACUACCACUCGAGAGCCGACGUUAUCAACAGAAGGGAAAACUAAUUUUUAUAAGGCUAAUUACCUCCUAGAACUUUAUGGACUAAAUCUUCCUACAACGACCAUAUCACCAUCAAUUUCACCACGGGACACAUCUCUUCGGGUUAAACCAAUCGCACAUAUGUUUUAUGACGAAAAGUAUCUUUUGUCUCAUCUAGGCACUGGUACGACAAGUGUCGGUCCAGUAGAAAACUUGCCGCGGAAGAAAACAGUGCCUACAAUUGAACAACCCGUUUCGCAUAUAAAUAAGCCCGAUGUUAAAAUAACUACGGCAGGACAUGCCCCACCUGCUUUUCCCCAUGAACAGCUUUUAAAUAAUCCGAAACGAACAUCUAACAUUGUACUAUCGAACAGAGUCCCACCACCAGCUGGUUCUUUCGCCCACGAAAGAUUGAAUAUCAAUAUGAUAGAUCCAACUUCUCCGAAGUCAUUACCUGGUGUUACGCAGCCCAAUCAAGGAUUAUAUGAUAGUUCUAAACGAUCCUCCUUUAUGAGGUCUUUAGAUACAUGGUUAAAAAGCCCAGAACUGAAACAGCCUUCAUUGGAACAAUUUGGUCCUGAAAAUCAAGCACUGAUAAAAAAUCAACAAAAAGGGCAGUCUGAAACGAGACCGUUGCAUCCAACCCCACACCAAGUUCCACUUGUGCCAUAUAAUAUACCUACAACAAUAAGUGAAAGUUCUGCAAAAACUGUACCUACGGAUACCAUUGUCUCUGUCAGUAAUGCGGUGUACAUGUUUAAGCCAAGGGGUCACGUGUAUGGGGACACAAGUAUAAACGAUGCUAAUAACGCCAUUCCAGACACCUUAAUGUCGUUGAAAAGUCGUUUUAAUAAAAAAUGGUCUCAUCAAGAAUCUCAAACAAGCAAUGAACACAUUUCAACUGACCAAGCUAGAAGUGCCCAAACCCGGGGAAGUGAUGACUUAUUCAAUAAAAUCUUCAAAAUAAAUGUCAAUAUUCCUUCACACAACUUUGAGACUAUUAGACACGAUGAACAACGCCAACUACAAAAGCAACAAAAACAAUUAAAUGAGCAAGUAAAAAGGGAAACGAUUAAACAACAACAAAGGCAACACGAACAAAUUCGACUGUUGGAAAAACAGCGUUUACAGGAACAAACGUUUCAAGACGAACAAAGACGACUGGAAGAAGCGUUGAGAGCACAGGAAGUUAAAGAACAGCAACGCUUGCUAGAAUUUCAAAAGGUAGAGUUACAGCUGCAGCAGCGUAUUGAACAGCAAAAAUUCGUUGAAGCAAUACAGCAAAAGCAGAAUGAAAAACAAAAUCGUUUAGUUCAACGUCGUCUGGCAGAUUUACAAGAACGACAACAGGAACAUAGUCUCUAUGAUCAGCAGCGCAGUAUUUUCAAACCGAAGGAGCAGGUUCGUUCGAUUCCAGCAAACGAGAUGCCUCUUUCGGCUCGAAUUGGAAUUAGAGCGACGUUACCCAAUUCAGAAAGACCUCACAGAUCACAAGCAGAACAUAUGCAAGUCUCGAGCAUUCAAAUUUUCCAAGCACCAGGUUUUCUUAACAGACCUAGAAACCCAAUACAGAAGAGCACAACAACACCUACUACUCAGAGGCCAAUUGCUUACACUACACAACAGCCACAUGUGCGGGAACAAUGGCAUGCGCAUGUGGACUGGUCUGAUCUGCAUGGACAUUUAGGAGUUCCGUACAAAGUAAAAAGACAACAGUUUACUGCAAAGACAAUGUCGCCUCAAACAACACCGUUGCCCAAUCAAGUGAGAGUACAACCAGAAAAAUCCUCUGCAAUCUUGCUGCCGAUAAAUACGGUAUCAACAGUCCGACCUACAGCGCUACCCCCCAACACAACACCAAUACCAACAACAACAACAACAACAACAACAACAACAUCAACAACAACAACACAGCGAAUUAUUCCACCUACAGCAGACCCUAAUCCACCUCCCAUCUUUGACACUAAAGUUCAAAUGACAUUUAUGCCUAUGCCACAAAUCGAAAAAACAACUAAACCAAGUGUAAAGAGUCCAUCUGCCGGUAUACAGGUUUCGCCUAAUUUCGAUGAACGAUGCAUUGGCUGCGUUUUUAUAAACGAACGCUGUUUGCUGCCUGAUCCAGUUCACUGCAAUUACUAUAUCGAGUGUGUAAGGCAAAACAAUGCUGCCAGGGCUUUCAAUCGAGAAUGCGCACUUGGGUCGUUCUUUGAUAGAAAGUCUUUCCUGUGUGUUGACCCCAAAAAUGCCGACUGCCCAACUGACCGGUGUCGAGAGGCAGAUACUAAAUGGUACCCGAUCCACGGUCACUGUAAGCACUACUGGUCGUGUGGAAUGCGAGAAGGGGGCAGUCCAUUCGCACAAAGCGAGUGCUGCCCGGACAUGGGAGGAUUUGUGGAUGGACAGGGAUGCAUAGAGAACAAGAAUUGUACAGACUCAUGCGAAAAACCGAUACAGAUGGAUGGACCUAAAGGGUGCUUCCUGCGUAAAACAGAAAAACCAUCCGUAUAUUUUGACGGAAAUGCAAACAUAGAGCGCCCAUGCGCGCCAGGGACGCUGUUCAAUGAACAAGCGUGUACAUGCGUGCAAGACGUCUCCGUAGAGCGAAGCCGGCCUGGAGCCGGCAGUUGCGCGCCUAUUCUAUCGAUGACAUUCAAUGAUAGCAAGAUAGUGGACGAGUCCAAUACGAAACAACAUAUAGGGGUGGAAGGCGUGACAACAUCUAUUCAAGGCGAAGGCUUGUUUAGCGGAAGUGGAAGACUUGUCCUGUGGCGCUACGCCAACUACAUGUUUCCAGUGGUCUUUGCUGUGAGACUGCGGUUCCUAUCAGCCAGCACAGAACCGCGAUACCAAACCGUCCUAUCCAACUGUGACACAAAGAGCACGCAGCAGCCGUCGUUUGAGGUGUCCAUCGACACGCUGUACCACGAGGUCAUAUUCAAGGUCGACACCUAUACAGGAGUCGCCAAGAAGUUUAAAAUAAUGUACAAUCACAACACGUGGACAGAAGUGGACGUUAUAUAUGACGGAGAAAGAAUUGUGGGCGCGGUGGACCGGCGACCGAGAAAUAUGUUUGCUGCAGGUGGGAUCGAGACCCGUCCCUACCCCAUUAGUGUCGGCUCCUGCAGUAGGUCCUCUGGCUUCAAGGGACUCAUGGACGAUGUUAACAUGUACGAGGAUUGUGUCCCUGACGAGAUGUACGGCAUAUUCAUGUCCGUCUUGGAAUAGUUCCUCUCUGAAUAACAUACCGCUGAAAUGAAGAAAACGGUUAUAGGUUAUAUUAAACAUUUCUAGCUGUUCUAUACCGAGUUUAACGCUUUGUAUAUAUUUACAUGAUCGCACAUUAUAUAUAACUUAUUUAAUAAU